AUGCGACGACAUCGUCAAAUAGCUUUACUUGGAUUUCCAGGUGUUGGUAAAUCUUCACUUGCUCAUCAUUUUGUGUAUAAACAAUUUUAUAAUGAAUAUGAUCCAAACAUAAAAACAAAUCUUAACUUUCAAUGUAUUAUUAGUGGCGAAGAAUAUGAUUUGGUCAUUGUUGACAAUGCGGGAUCCGAUCAAUAUACAUUAAAUCAUAGUGACUUUGAUACGAGUGAUGCUUAUGUUAUUAUAUAUGCUAUCGACGAUCGACAGAGUUUUGAAAUGGUAUCGAAAAUUCGCGAUAAAAUUAUUUCAACAAGUCCUAGUACUAGAAUACCAAUCGUUCUUGUCGGAAAUAAAAUCGAUCGAAAAGAUGAAAGAGUUGUUUCAACGGAAGAAGGUCGACUAUUAGCUCGUGCAUGGAAUGUUCAUUUUAUUGAAGCAUCAGCGAUGAAUUUAGAAGCUGUAAAAAAACUAUUUGAAAAAAGUAUUGUUGCUAUGAAUUAUAUUGAUCCAACAGAAGAUCCAAAUGAAGAAAAUUCAACAGAAAAACAUGCAAAUGAAACUAACUCAUCAUCAUCAUCAUCAUCUCGGAAUGGUUUCAAUAAAAAGCAAAACGGAAAUUUAUCAUCGAAAGAACAAUCAGCGAAAACAAUAUGUAUUAUUUCCUGA
This is a messenger RNA of Rotaria socialis, 663 nucleotides long. The record is from the annotation of a GenBank genome assembly. NCBI's taxonomy places the organism in Eukaryota, Metazoa, Rotifera, Eurotatoria, Philodinida, Philodinidae.